AAAUGCAAAACCAAGCAUACAAUACCAUCAUCAUCACAUAAAUACAAUGUUUUGAUGUUUUUGAAAAAAAUCAAUUUUGUUUUUCCCAAAGUUUUUAAUGGUAUUAUUAGCCUUUUGUUUUUGGCCAAGAACAAUACUUACAUUUUCAAAAGCAAUAGUCAGUAGCAAUGGUAAUUAGGCCCCUGAGAGUGAGAGAUGCUCUAGUAUACCGUGACCAUGUGCAGGCUAUAAAAUCCGGUUUGGUAUCAAGCAUUUUCACUUGUAAUCAACUCAUUCAUCUUUAUUCCAACCAUGGCCUUUUGCAAGAGGCCCACAAACUGUUCGAUGAAAUUCCCCACCCCAAUGUGUUCUCUUGGAAUGUCAUAAUUAUGGCUUACAUAAAAGCACACAACUUGCCUCACGCACAAGCUCUUUUUGACUCAGCCUCUCACAGAGAUUUGGUUUCUUAUAAUUCCAUGUUGUCGGCUUAUGUUGGCUCCGAUGGGUACGAGACUGAGGCACUUGAUUUGUUUACUAGAAUGCAAUCUGCACGUGACACAAUUGGGAUUGAUGAGUUCACUCUCACGACCAUUCUUAACCUUGCUGCCAAACUACGUGUGCUGCUUUAUGGGAAGCAGAUGCAUUCAUAUAUGGUGAAAACUGCAAAUGAUUUAAGUAAGUUUUCUUUGAGUUCUCUCAUAGACAUGUACUCUAAAUGUGGUUCGUUUCAAGAUGCAUGUACUGCAUUUAGCGGUUGUGAUGGGAUGGUGGACUUAAUUUCAAAGAAUGCAAUGGUUGCAGCUUGUUGUAGGGAAAAAAAGAUGACCAUGGCCCUAAAUAUAUUUUGGAAAAAUCCUGAAUUAAAUGAUACUGUGUCUUGGAAUACAUUAAUUGCAGGGUACGCCCAGAACGGCUAUGCGGAGAAAUCACUUACCUUGUUUGUUGUGAUGACUGAAAAUGGUAUUGGUUUCAACGAACACACUUUAGCAAGUGUUUUGAGUGCUUGCACAGGUCUAAAAUGUGUAAAGCUUGGCAAAUCUGUUCAUGCUUGGGUUUUGAAAAGUGGUUACAGUUCAAAUAAAUUUAUUAGCAGUGGCAUUAUCGACUUCUACUCUAAGUGUGGGAAUAUCAGAUAUGCCGAGUUAGUCAAUGCAGAAAUUGAGAUUAAAAGUCCAUUUUCAGUUGCUUCAUUGAUAGCAGGCUACUCAUCUCAAGGUAACAUGGAAGAAGCCCAAAGGCUUUUUGAUUCACUCUUGGAAAGAAACUCAGUUGUAUGGACAGCUCUAUGUUCUGGCUAUGUCAAAUCACAACAAUGUGAGGAAGUCUUCAAACUUUUCAAAGAGUUUUUAACUAAAGAAGCAGUAGUCCCUGAUACAGCGAUCAUUAUCAGUGUGCUUGGUGCCUGUGCCAUACAAGCUACCCUUAGUUUGGGAAAGGAAAGUCAUGCUUACAUCUUGAGAAUGAGAUUUCAUGUGGAUAAGAAAUUACUGAGUGCUUUGAUUGAUAUGUACUCAAAAUGUGGAAAUGUUACUUAUGCUGAGAAAAUCUUCCAACUGGUUACUGAUAGUGAUAGAGAUGCAAUCUUAUACAAUAUCAUGAUUGCUGGUUAUGCUCAUCAUGGUUAUGAAAAUAAAGCAAUUUAUCUUUUUCAGGAAAUGCUGAAUAAAAGUGUCAAGCCAGAUGCAGUCACUUUUAUUGCUCUUCUAUCAGCUUGUCGGCACAGUGGAUUAGUUGAACUAGGAGAGCAAUUUUUUAUUUCCAUGGAACAAGAUUACAAUGUAUUGCCGGAUAUUUACCACUAUGCAUGUAUGGUUGAUAUGUAUGGAAGGGCUAAUAAACUAGAAAAGUCAGUAGAAUUCAUGAGGAAGAUUCCCAUACCAAUAGAUGCUACAAUCUGGGGUGCAUUUCUUAAUGCUUGUCAGAUGAGCAGUGAUACAGCACUUGUCAAACGGGCAGAAGAGGAGCUAUUAAAAGUUGAAGCAGAUAACGGGUCUAGAUAUGUGCAGUUGGCCAAUGCCUAUGCUGCCACAGGGAAGUGGGAUGAGAUGGGAAGAAUAAGAAAGAAAAUGAGAGGAUACGAGGCUAAGAAGCUUGCUGGUUGCAGUUGGAUAUUUGUGGAAAAUGGUAUUCAUGUAUUUACUUCUGGUGAUACAUCUCAUUCAAAAGCAGAUGCAAUAUAUUCAACUUUAAUGCGCUUGAAUGGGAAACUGUAUUUAUCUUUCGUAGAGCUGAAUCAACUUAAUGAAAUUCAGGCUGGUAUUUAGGAUAUACUUUGAUGGUUAACUAGCCAAUGCCACUAAAAUUGGAUGCUCUGCCGCAUAAGGAUCAUAGAGCCACCAUCCAAUGCAGCAUGCUUAUAGAUAGUAUUUGCAGUAGUCAAUAGGAAUUAUAAUACUACAACAAAAACGGUUGGAAGACUAUUUUCUUCAUGAAAGUGCAUUUGAUGAUUUCGAAGAGGUGCAUUUGAUGACAUGUCCUCCUUACAUACAAAUAUUUGAUGUUGUCACAUCCUAUUCUAUCCUAUCACAGUAAAAUCAUGGCAAAUGAAGUAAAGAGCAAAACAGCUGUAAGUUGGCCUGAUGAGAUGACUUGGUAAAUUCACUGUCGGGAUUCAAACUAUUUAUGGAGAUACAUGUCGAGAGAAUUUAUUCCUUUUGAGUUGAAGUUUUGGUAGAUUACAGAUUCUGUGAAGGCAGUUAUUCAAGGUGGAAAAGGUGGUGCUCUACAAUCUACACGACCAACUGUCUCAUAUUUGGUGGCACAUGGAACAUAAUGAAGGAUUAAUGCUCCGUGAUUAUGAAACUCCGUGGUGAUUCCACCCUGGUGUGUUGGUGCUGCUAUGGGUGAUCUGAAGCGUGGGAAUGGAAACAAAGAAACAUGUCUUGAAUUCCUGUGCUCUAUUUCGGUUUUCAAGCAUGUGAGGAGCUAAGACAAAACCAGCUCUGUGAUUGCCGCUGUAGUUGAUUGUUGAGUUUUGGUUUUGCUGCUGUUUUGUGGAGACGACGUUCUUUAGGUAUGAAGUCCAGAUUCCAACAACACUAUCAAGGCAGAGGUGGAUCCUUGCAGGGGAAAGAUAAGCAGUUUGAAGAUAAAAGGACCCUUUUGCAACCAUGACACACAGCAAGAGUCCAUCCUUCUCCUUGUGCAGUUUUUCUGCGCCUUCAAGUCAAGUAUUUAGGAAGGACUUGGGAGUUUGCAUGACUCCUCGGAAAUAUUUUAGAUACAGUUGAUCUGUUAUAUUCAUGGUUUGUUAAGAAUUCAGUAAUCUGUCU
Messenger RNA from Vigna umbellata (rice bean), 3251 nucleotides. RefSeq names its product LOW protein: PPR containing-like protein. The record is from RefSeq and is a predicted model, not a curated record. Gene Ontology annotation, molecular function: protein binding; RNA binding. Gene Ontology annotation, biological process: RNA modification. NCBI's taxonomy places the organism in Eukaryota, Viridiplantae, Streptophyta, Magnoliopsida, Fabales, Fabaceae.